Messenger RNA from Tilletiopsis washingtonensis, 1386 nucleotides. Its product is annotated as N-terminal nucleophile aminohydrolase. The coding region runs from base 158 to 1324 and encodes 388 amino acids. The record is from RefSeq and is a predicted model, not a curated record. The transcript is spliced from 14 exons. NCBI's taxonomy places the organism in Eukaryota, Fungi, Basidiomycota, Exobasidiomycetes, Entylomatales.
AGCAGAGAGCACCACAGGCAGGGCCCACCAAGCAGGACACAACACGCCGUCAAGCGCACGCCAGGGCACGCAGCGCUGCCUGCCGCACCAGCUGCCGUGCUUGGCGCAACGUGGUUGCCGCCGUCCUGCCUUCUGACCCCAACACAGGGGCGCCAGCAUGUGUCGUCUCCUCGUGUACAAGGGCGUCGAUGCGAUCCAGCUCUCGCACCUCGUCACGCGCCCGGCACACAGCAUCAUCAACCAGGCCUUCGACGCACGCCUGCGCCUCGACGCCACGCGCUCCGUCAACGGCGACGGCUUCGGCGUUGGCUGGUACGACGCGCGAGCCGAUGCCGAGCUCGGCAAUGCGCCGUGCAUCUUCACCAGCGUCACGCCCGCAUGGAACAAUCAGAAUCUGCAGCGCCUGGCAGAGAAGAUCAAGAGCCCUCUUGUCUUCGCACAUGUGCGCGCAUCCACUGCCGGCGCACUGAGCGAGACGAACUGCCAUCCGUGGCGGUACGGACGUCUGAUGUGGAUGCACAACGGCCAGAUCUCCGGCUUCCCUCGCAUCAAGCGGCGCCUGCUGGCCGCACUGCCAGAGGAGCUCUUCCUGUAUCCGCAGGGGCACACCGACUCGGAGUUCGCCUUUGCCGUCUUUCUCUCGCACCUCAAGGACCCGUCCUCGCAGGCGCCGCUGGACUACCGGGAAAUGCAGUCUGCCAUGCUGGCCACGAUCCAGGACUUCAAUGGCUGGGCCAAGCAGGCGGGCGUUGAGGAGCCGAGCUUGAUGAACUUCUGCGUCACCGACGGCGAGUCCGUCGUGUGCACGCGCUACGUGUCGAGCCGCACAGACGAGGCAGCCAGUCUGUACUUCUCCUCCGGCACGUCGUUCUACGAGCACGCGCCAGGCGCGUACCGCAUGGUCAAGGCGGACAAGCGCGAGAAGAUCGUCGUCGUGGCCAGCGAGCCGCUGACCUUCGAGAAGGCCGACUGGAUGGAAAUCGCAACGAACACACUCGUCUGCGUCACGCCGCGCAUGAACGUGCUGCAGUAUCCGAUUCGCGACGAAUUCUACGUGGAGCAUGCAGACUCGCAGAUGCGCUCGCCCGCCUUUGCGCUCAAGACCGGCUUCGCGCCGAACGUGCCGCUCUCCGCCGCUCCCGGCGCCGCACCGCGCGACGCCGAUGCGGCCGCGCUGCCCAUACCCGGCCGCGAGACUGCCGUGGUGGCGCCGGUGCCCGCACGCCGCUUCAUACCCCCUGCGACGCCCCUCACGCCCAGCCUUGCGUCGGUGUAUGCGCAGAUGCAGGGCGCUGCGCCCGCACGGCGUGGUGCUGCUGCGUAAAUAAGCAAGCUAUGCGAUUGCUCCGAGAUCGUGAGGGGCGCCUCGGCUGCGAGGGCCGUCUA